Messenger RNA from Hyla sarda, 1506 nucleotides. Its product is annotated as alpha-tectorin-like. Bases 164 to 1153 code for a protein of 329 amino acids. Lineage: Eukaryota; Metazoa; Chordata; Amphibia; Anura; Hylidae. Gene Ontology annotation, biological process: cell-matrix adhesion. The record is from RefSeq and is a predicted model, not a curated record. The transcript has 9 exons.
UUUUCUCCUGUUGACUUAGUAGGAUCGCUGCUCCUGAGGACCUGGGAUUUAGAGUUGACAGCUCUGUUGACUUUGAGGGAAGAGAUUGUUACAGGAACGUGUGAGAGUCACAGAUACUGAAGCCACAAAGUAUUUCAGAUUGAGCUCAGCCAACCUCAGGACCAUGAUGCGAGUGACUACAUUGCUGCUGCUUGUUUUGGUUUCAGAGAUCGAGCGCGGAUGGGCAGAUUCACAACAAGUCCAGCAAAACUCUGCUGAAGAUGUGGACAAUGUUCUCUAUCCAUACGGUCCCGCUCAGGGUGACAAAUUGAACCCCGCAGAAGAUGAUGGAACAUCCGGUGAAAUCCCGCUCUCCAGAGAAUUUAAAUUUUUUGGCAAAAGUUACAAAUCUCUUCACGUGAAUAACAAUGGAGUGAUCUCAUUCAACAUGGCCGUCUCCCAAUACACCCCGGAUCCGUUCCCCCUCACUAAUGGGGAAGCAUUUGUUACUCCCUACUGGGGGGAUGUGGACAAUGAUUUGGGGGGCAACGUGUGGCAUAGGGAAAGCACAGACCCCGAUCUCCUGCACAGGAUAUCAGAGGACAUGGCGCAGCACCUGCCAAAUCUCCACUUUAAGGCCACUUGGGCAUUCGUCGCCACAUGGGACAAAGUAGCCUAUUAUGGGUCUGCAUCUAAAAAGGUGAACACGUUCCAGGCCGUCCUCACCACUGAUGGAUUCAAUUACAUCGCCAUCUUAAAUUAUGGAGAAAUCCAGUGGACAACUGGGACCGCCAGUGAGGGAGACCCUGAGACUGGAUUGGGUGGAAUCCCUGCUCAGGCUGGAUUUAAUAGCGGAGACGAAACUCAUUACUUCAAUAUCCCCGGAUCCAGAACCAAUGAGAUCCUGAACAUCCCGUCCACGUCCAAUGUCAACUAUCCAGGACGAUGGGUGUUCCAGGUCGAUGAAUUCAAGGUUGCUGGAGGCUGCACUUUUCAAGGAAAGUUUGCUAAAGAAGGAGAAGAUUUCUGGAAAGAAGCGGCCUGUAAUACGAAGUGCACCUGUAAGGACGGCAAAGUGUGCUGCAAAAAGGAGGCCUGCCCCGAGUCCACCACCUGCGAAGCCUCCGGAUCCUUCUUCACCUGCAAGAUAAAGGAUCAGGAGAUCUGCUACUAAGAUGGCCGACCUCCCCACCGCCCCGACCUUGUGUGCCCUAAAAAGUCUGACGCUCAACCUCUUUACUAGUGCUCAUGGUUUCCAACAAGCAGUCAGCGGCCACCAAAACUACAAGACCCCCAGAGGUCACAUGACGAGGGGAGGAGACUCUUGUUAUCCUCGUUCCCCUUUGUGGUGGAGACCCCUUUAUUGUCCAUGGACCCCCUUAUAUCCCCCCCAUUAGUCACUAUGUAAUCCAAUAAUAAACCACCCAGAUAACCGUUGCUAUGGGAUACAGCAUAAGUACUUCAAAUACCUGUCACCAUAGCAACACAUACUAUGUACUGAUUAGAUGUAGAGCAUCAUGUGACCAA